Messenger RNA from Motacilla alba alba, 5508 nucleotides. It is a transcript of the gene TMEM132C, whose product is annotated as transmembrane protein 132C. Bases 341 to 3622 code for a protein of 1093 amino acids. The record is from RefSeq and is a predicted model, not a curated record. Lineage: Eukaryota; Metazoa; Chordata; Aves; Passeriformes; Motacillidae. The transcript is spliced from 9 exons.
GCGCGCCGCGGCCCCUCACACGGGCGGGGAGAGCGGCGGAGGGCGCUCGGGGCCGGCGCAGCCGGGCAGCGGCCGUGGGGGACGCGCCAGCCGCGCCGCUUCACGCACCUUCCCCUCCCUUUGCUCACCCGCUUCAAAAGUUUUGUCCGCGGAGCGUCCGCGGUGCCGGCCGGGGCACCCGCCGUGGGCGCCGCCCGUGCCCGCCGGGGUUGGCGCGGAGGGCGCCGCGGGCGCGGAGCGAUGGCGCGGGCGGCGGGCGCGGAGAGCUGAGGGCGGAGGAGCCCCCGGAGGAGCCCCGGGGCCGGGCGGGACGUGGCCCGGCGCCUCGGCAGCCCCCGGCAUGGCGCGGGCGGCCCGGCUGCUGCUCGGAGCGCUGCUCUGCGGAGUGACAGAGUGUCGAGGGGUCUUGGACAAUAACCAGCGAUUUUCUUCACUACCAACGUACCUACCUGUGAGCUAUCGGCUCUUCAAUGCCGAGACGUCUUUCUUCCUCAAAGAAGCCAACCAGGACUUCAUGAGAAAUUCCAGUUUGCAGUCCAGGGUGGAGUCCUUCUUCCCAUACAAAGCCAAGAGACCGCCCGUGCUAAACGCCAGCUACGGACCCUUCUCCGUGGAGCAAGCAGUGCCCCAGGACCUCAUGCUGACUUCCAGCUCUUUUGGAUCCGCCAACAAGUUCACCUACAACUGGAAGCUGCAGGCCUACAUCAUGAGCACCAAGAUCUACCUGAGCAAGCCCAGGGUGCAGGUGCUGUUCUACAUCGUGGGCAGGGACUGGGACGAGUACAGCCCCGCGGAGCGGCUGCCCUGCCUGCGCGUGUUCGCCUUCCGCGAGACGCGCGAGGUGCGCGGCAGCUGCCGCCUGCGGGGGGACCUGGGGCUCUGCGUGGCGCAGCUGGAGCUGCUGCCCGGCUGGUUCAACCCCCCCACGGUGCUCACGGGCCGCAAGAAGCCGGCGGAGCAGCUGGAGGGGAGCCCCGUGGAGCUUUACUACACGGUGCAGCCCGGGGACGAGAAGGGCGAGUGCACGGCCGAGGAUAUCCGCAAGGGCAACGCCAUCCGGCCCGGGAAGGACGGCGUGGAUGAAAGCAUGUCCCACCUGCAGAGGAUUGGCUCUGUCAGCCUCUACCGGGGCCAGGAGGCCUCCCAGCUCACGGAGCUCCGGCUGGACAGCAACGUUGCGGUGUGGCUGCCCUCCAAGCCCGUCAAACAAGGGGAGGUCGUGAGCGUUUACGUGACAAUCGCCAACAACUCCACGGUGGAUCAGUUCAUCCUCAGGGCAAAGGUGAAGAAGGGUGUGAACAUUCUCGGCGCGAGGACGAGCGACCCCCGGCAGUGGGACGUGAAGCAGGAGGUGGGCAAUGGUGGGAAGCACUCCACCACCACGGUCCUUUGUCAGAGGAUAGCCCCAAGUUCAAGGAACAGGAGCACCAGCCUGUUCCACGAGGUCGUGCAGCUGGAGUUUGAGAUCGCCAGCUUCAGCAGCCUGUCGGGCACGCAGCCCAUCAGCUGGCAGGUGGAGUACCCCCAGCACGGCUCCUCCGAGCCCGCCCUGGCCGAGAUCUUCAUCUGCCAGAAGGACCUGGUGGGCAUCGUGCCCCUGGCCAUGGACACGGAGAUCCUGAACACGGCCAUCCUCACGGGCAGGACGGUGGCAGUGCCCGUCAGGGUGGUGUCCAUCGAGGAGAACAGUGCUGUGACAGACAUCUCCGAGUCUGUGGAGUGCAAAUCCUCCGGGGAGGACGUCAUCAAAGUUUCUGACAGGUGUGACUAUGUUUUUGUCAACGGCAAGGAGAUGAAAGGCAAGGUGAACGCCCUGGUGAACUUCACCUACCAGUACCUGAGCGCUCCCCUGCACAUGACAGUGUGGGUGCCACGCCUGCCCCUCCAGAUCGACAUUUCCGACACCGAGCUCAGCCAGAUCAAGGGCUGGCGAGUGCCCGUGCUUUCCAACAAAAGGCCCACCAGGGACAGCGAUGACGAGGACGAGGACGAGCGCAGGGGCAGGGGCUGCACGCUGCAGUACCAGCACGCCAUGGUCAGGGUGCUGACUCAGUUCGUGGCCGAGGACUCGGGCCCCUGGGGCCAGCUGAGCUACCUGCUGGGCUCGGACUGGCACUUUGACAUCACGGACCUGGUGAGGGACUUCAUGAAGCUGGAGGAUCCGCACGUUGCCAGGCUGCAGGAGGGCAGGAUCCUGAUCGGCCGCGAAGUGGGGAUGACCACCAUGCAGGUUUUGUCUCCUCUGUCUGACUCCAUCCUGGCAGAGAAGACAGUGACUGUGCUGGAUGACAAAGUGACCAUCACAGACCUGGGGGUGCAGCUGGUGUCUGGGCUUUCUCUCUUCCUGCAGCCCAGUGCAGCCACCAGCAGGGCCAUUGUGGCCACAGCCGUUGCCCAGGAGCUGCUUCACACUCCUAAGCAGGAAGCUGUGGUAAGCACCUGGAUCCAGUUCAGCGACAGCUCUGUUACCCCUCUGGACAUCUACGACCCCAAGGACUUCUCCCUGUCGGCCGUGUCGCUGGACGAAGCCGUGGUCUCCGUGCACCAGAGCCCUGCCCUGAAGUGGCCCGUGGUGGCGGCGGAGGGCGAGGGCCAGGGAGCGCUGGUCAAGGUGGACAUGAUGAUCUCUGAGGCCUGCCAGAAGUCCAAGAGGAAGAGCGUGCUGGCCGUGGGGAGCGGCAGCAUCCGGGUGAAGUUCGGGCAGAACGACGCGGACGCGGAGGCGGGCGGCGAUUACGACGCCGACGAGAUCGAGAACCGCGCCAGCGACCGGCGCCACAAGGGCCCGGAGCCGGAGCGCCACGGGCACGACGGGCGCCACCACGGCGGCUCCUCGGCAGAGAGGGACGACGGGCCCCUCAGGAAGGCCAGCACCACGGCCAAGUCCAUCCUCAAAAACAAAGUCAUCCGAAACAACCGCCCGGACGGCGGCAAGCUCUCGGACGACGGCCAGCUGCAGAACAUCCCCAUUGACUUCACCAACUUCCCCGCACAGGUGGACCUGCCCAGAGGCGGUGCUGGCAUGGAGGACAGCGACCUGGUGCAGACACCCCGGGGGCUCAGCGACCUGGAGAUCGGCAUGUACGCCCUGCUGGGCGUCUUCUGCCUGGCCAUCCUGGUGUUCCUCAUCAACUGUGCAACAUUUGCACUCAAGUACCGCCACAAGCAGGUGCUGGUGGAAGGACAGACCACCAUGACGCACUCCCACGACUGGGUGUGGCUGGGGAACGAGGCAGAGCUGCUGGAGAACACGGCGGACGCGUCGCCUCAGCAGGACGAGCACACCACCAUCAUCGACCGGGGCUCGGGCGGCGAGGAGAGCAGCCAGCUGCUGAACGGCAGCGCCCCGAAGAACGCCCAGAGCCAGGCGCACAGGGCUGCAGACCCGGGGGGGAGGCUGGGCAAGGAGCACAAGGUGGAGCCUUUGCACUCGCCCACGUCCAAGAGGAAGCGGGUGAAGUUCACCACGUUCACCACCAUCCCGCCCGACGACGGCUGCCCCACCGUCAACUCCAUCCUCAGCAGCCACGACGAUGACAUUAAGUGGGUGUGCCAGGAUAUGGACCUGGGCGACUCCAAAGAGAUCAGAAACUACGCGGGGAAGUUCAAAGACAAAGCGUAGCUCCCUGCUGGGGGUAUUUUUUGGGUUUAACCACACCUUGAUGCCUUCAGUUCUACAGUAUAUAUUGGGACGGGCGAGGGGGAGGCGAAGGGGUCGCCAGGAGAAACGAUGAGGCAGUUUUUAUAAUCAGGGAAAGAAAUUUGCCAAACUGUCCGUGGUUUGUUUUUGUUUUUUGCUUCGUUUUGUUGGGUUUUGUUGUUUGUUUAUUUUUUUUUCCAGUGGUUAUUCUGCUACUCAAGGAUUUAGGAAGUGGAAUACGAAUGGAAAGGAACAAGGAAAGGGUAUGACCAAUUUGAUGAACUGGGCAAGAUGAGGUUGUGAAAAUUCAUUUUAUGGGUCAUACAAAUAAUAAUGAUGGUAAUAUUUCACAGUACCAAAAAUAUCUGUAAAAAGAAAUGAGAGAACAUAAGAGCAUGAAAAGAAUAAGCAAGAGGCAAACAAUUACUUGUUCUGGUUCCAAUAAAACAUCACAGUUAUGGACAUGUGACCCACAAGGAGACUUUUUGUAUUGGUACUCAAGCCAUUUCUUCUCAUUCCUUCAUUUGAAAUGAAGAUGUGUCUCUGGCAUUACAUGUGAAGGAGGAAGAAAUUACCUGGUAUUUUCAUUUUUACUUUUCCAUUUGUCUUGUAAAUUGAAACAGAAUCAUUCUCCCUCUUGUAUUUUUCUUUUAAAUAUCUUGAAAACAGGAAAAUUUAAAAUUCAAUAAGUUCACAGUGGGACAAGAACAUUCUGUUUCUAAGGCAGCUGUAAACAGUCUCCUGUCAUUUAAAGAAUUCAGGGGAUAAGUAUUGACUAAUAAUUUCCACGUGGUGUCUCUUCUGAAAGCCUGAGCCUCCAUUUCUCCCUGCCUAGAAAGAUGUUCUGUUUGGAAGAAUUUUCCUUUUCCUUUCAGGCUGGGGUUGUUUGUUUAGUUGCUGGUUUUAAAUCUCCACAACCAAAGUCCCUGUGUUUCACCAAGGGAAGCAGGUGCUGUUUUCUGUUAGCUUUUAGAGGCACCAAGCAAUGGGAGUGCCCCACUGGUGCAUUGUAAGUGUUCCUGGAACUGGGACCACCACAGGCCAAAUAUGCACAGCCUGCAGUUGGGUUGGUUUGGGGUUGUUUUUGGUUUUUUUUUUUGCCAGGUUCAUGAAUUCCUAAUUUUGUGCUGCAGUUUUCUGUUUAUUCUGGUGUCACCAGCUCUCAUCAAGCUCUGAAAGCAAGAAGAGGAAUGGACAGAAAGACCCUGAUUGCCCCAAACGUUUUUUCCCGUGUGCUGGGGGAGCUGGCCUCUGGGCACACUCUUGGGAGGGAGGGAGGGAAAUAUUGCUGAAGCAAGAACAAGAAAUACCUGGAGCUGUUUUAUAGAUUUUUAUUUUUUUUUACCAUUGGACCAGCGAAGACUGAAAAGCUUAGACUAGACUGUAAAUCUGAAUUUUGAAUAAACAAAUGCCAAGGCAGUAAUAAAUCAGAAGCAAAUACAAAACAGAGAUUUAAUUGGUGGUGUGAACUGGCAGAACUGUGCUGGCUCAGUGCCAGUUCACAUUCUUGGAGGACACAGGUCCAGAUCUAUUCAGUGAGGAAACCAGAGUCCUCCCAAAGCUCUCCUAACUGAAAGGAGGUGGUAGAGCCAGCCUUUGGAAAGCAGUAUUAUGUCCUGACUGUUAGCCAGAAGCACUUGCAUCGUCCUGUCUUUGCCAUGUAUUUCAUUGUUUUGGGUUUUUUAAUUACUAAACUCUGUAGUUUGGUUUUUUUUUUUUACUUGGACAAAGUCAAUCCUGCCACCCAGUAACAUAGAUGGAGGUUUUAACAAGAUAUGCCUAGUAUGCAUUGUAGACUGAAAGAAUGUAAUAUUUAUUUAUACCUGUUAUAUGAAUUGUAAUUAAAAUGCUUUACACGGCUUGACAAA